Molecule: messenger RNA, 864 nt
Organism: Paracoccidioides brasiliensis Pb18
Exons: 4
Coding region: 1-864 (287 amino acids)
Biological process (GO): protein N-linked glycosylation
Cellular component (GO): membrane; oligosaccharyltransferase complex
Source: RefSeq, a predicted model, not a curated record
AUGCAGCUGCGGACACUCCACCGAGCCGGUCUGCUGCUAUCCGUACUCCCCUCUACCUGGGCAGGUUCUGGCUGGGGAUUUGACGAUGCUACGGUCGAAAUUACACCAAAGAGUCAAGGGAUUGGAGAGGGGUUGAGAAAGAGAUUAUCGGAGAAUACACCGCUAUCGCAACCGCUUUCAUUUGGAGAUUCAGAUAUCCUCAAGCUUAGCUUGACGACUCAGGAAGACCAUUCUGCCAAGAGACCACACCAGGCCUUUUUAUUAUUAGAAGAUCUCGAUACAGGACUUGACCUAUCUUACCCUUUAAAUGCGAGAGAAAGCGGAAAGGCAAGACUGGAGUUGGCACAAAAGGACCUCCCUACGCAGUUCUUCCAGUCCUCGAAACCCAUCGAAGCUAGAUUCGUGAUCGCCUCGUUCGGCUCAGCGAAGGGAUAUGAUGACCCUGUCUUCCGGUUGGAUAUUACCCGCGAUGCCUCUGUCAGCGAGCAGCCGCUCCCCCCCAGAUAUGGCAAGCUCAAGGAAAUCCACCAUAUCUUCAAGGCCGAUCCCAAGAGCCCUCCUCUCAUCGUAACUCUGGUGUUUGUGAUCGCGGUACUGGCUGCGUUUCCGGUGCUUGCAGGUUUGUGGGUCUACCUGGGCGUAAACUUGAACCACCUCCAGCUCGCACUCGAAUCGUCACCUGUCCCACAUAUGUUGUUUCUCGGUUCCAUUGUUGGGCUGGAGGGUAUAUUCUUCCUAUAUUAUACCUCAUGGAAUCUUUUUCAAACCCUCCCCGCCGCACUGGCGGUGGGUGCAGUUGCCAUCAUUAGUGGCAGUCGCGCAUUGAGCGAAGUCCAAGAGAGACGUCUGGCAGGAUUGCGCUAA